Culicoides brevitarsis is the source of this 1031-nucleotide messenger RNA. Its product is annotated as clavesin-2-like. The transcript has 3 exons. Gene Ontology annotation, cellular component: membrane. The coding region runs from base 1 to 1014 and encodes 337 amino acids. Gene Ontology annotation, molecular function: phosphatidylinositol bisphosphate binding. NCBI's taxonomy places the organism in Eukaryota, Metazoa, Arthropoda, Insecta, Diptera, Ceratopogonidae. The record is from RefSeq and is a predicted model, not a curated record.
AUGCAAUUAAAAAAGUACGACGAACAUGGGCGCCCUUACAUUGAAAUUUCUAAAGGGUACGAAAUUCGCUUGGAUUACAGCGAUUUAACAGAAGAAGAAAAGGAAAAAGCUCGAGUUGAGUUACGAGAAACGCCUGAAAAUGUGGAAAAAGGCAUCAAAGAGCUUCGUGAACUCGUCGAAGCUGACGACACGUUAUUCGUUCCGCACAUGCACGAUGAAUGGCUGAUGCGUUUUUUGCGUCCCACAAAAUUUUAUGCGAAAAGCGCGUACGAACUCAUGUUGCGCUAUUACAAAUUCAAGCUCAAACAUCCCGAUUUGUGCGAAAAUCUCGUGCCAAAAACGGCAAAAAUUGGUUUUCAGCAUAACAUCAUCCAUUUUCAGCCGUUGCGCGAUCAACACGGUCGAAGAAUUUUGAUUUUUUUCGGGGGUCGCGACUGGGAUCCGAGCGUCGUGCCAAUUACAGACAUUUUUCGGGCGAUGCAGCUGUCCGUGGAAGCAGCCUUGCUUGAGCCAAAGACGCAAGUUCAUGGUUACGUCGUGAUUUUGGACUUUUUGAAUCUAACGUUGAAGCAAUGUCUCUCUGCCAGGCCCGGAUUUUCGCGAAUUAUCAUGGAAUACACGCAGGAAUGUGUCCCGUUGCGAUGCAAAGCGAUCCAUAUCGUCAAUUAUCCGGUAGUUUUUCAGAUGUUGUAUGGGCUUUUCCGACCUUUCAUGCGGGGAAAGUUGAAAAAUCGCAUUUUCUUCCACGGGAACGACUUUAAGAGCUUGCACGAGCACAUUGAUCCGGCGUGUUUGCGAGCUGUUCAUGGCGGCACGAUGGAAUGUGACGAUGUGGAUGGCAAAUUACUCGCUGAUGUGCUGGAAGAAGCCUCCGAUGAAUUUGAAUUGGCAGCGAAAUUUGGAAUAGUAAAGAAUAAAAAUGAAGUAAAUUUUGAAAUUGUGCCGAUUUCUGAUACGACAAAGACGGGCGCCAGAUAUGUAAUUGCUAAAAAAGAAGAAAAAAUUGAAAGUUAAUUAGUUUUAAGUUGGUU